AUGGAGUUGUUUUGCUUGCAACUAUUGCUACUUAAAGUACCAGGACCAACAAGUUUUGAUAAUUUCAAGACUGUAAAUGAUGUCCAGUGUGAGACUUUCCAGGAGGCAGCUCUUGCUCUUGGUCUGUUGGUUAAUGACAGAGAAUGGGAUCUGUGUCUCACAGAAGCUGGCCAAAUGACAUCUUCCACAGCAGCAGUAAGAGCACUGUUUUCAUAUAUUCUUGUCAAUUGUUUUUCUGCAGAUCCAGCAGCCUCUAGAAAAAACACAAAGAUAGGAUGUCUAAUGAUUACUUUUUUGAAAUUCAAUGUAGCCUCCUUCACAUUGAUGAGUCACUUACUGAAGAAAAACAUCAAAUGCUAUUUCAGAGAGCUUUUAGUGAUGUUCAAGCACAAUUACAAAGCUAAAACUCUCUCGAGUUUACAAGCUCUUCAGAUAGUUGAGCUAAAAAGCUACAAUUCAGAAGAAAAACAAUACUGGAAAAUCUUUGCUCCUUAA
Molecule: messenger RNA, 495 nt
Organism: Phycomyces blakesleeanus NRRL 1555(-)
Lineage: Eukaryota; Fungi; Mucoromycota; Mucoromycetes; Mucorales; Phycomycetaceae
Exons: 3
Coding region: 1-495 (164 amino acids)
Source: RefSeq, a predicted model, not a curated record